Molecule: messenger RNA, 1257 nt
Organism: Tribolium castaneum (red flour beetle)
Lineage: Eukaryota; Metazoa; Arthropoda; Insecta; Coleoptera; Tenebrionidae
Product: phenoloxidase-activating factor 1
Exons: 5
Coding region: 38-1198 (386 amino acids)
Biological process (GO): proteolysis
Molecular function (GO): serine-type endopeptidase activity
Source: RefSeq, a predicted model, not a curated record
UGUAAAUUGCUAAGUCCUCAUUCAGCAUCAGUACAAAAUGACUUGGCCAACAAACAAUAUUUAUUUCCUUUUGAUAUUUAGUGUGUUUUGGGUUUUACUGCAUGCACAAGAAAAUGCCACAGAACAUGUUCUAAGUACGAAAGACACUGUGCAAACAAGAAUGAUCACUUACUGCACUACACAAGAAGGUGAAAAAGGAUUCUGCAUGCCUUUAUCAAACUGUUCAAAUCUGAUUGGGCUAGCUGAUAAGACAGAGGCUGAAAAGUACUUAAAAAAAUCAAUGUGUGGGCCAAAAAAAGACGACCCCGGAAAUCCGAUGGUUUGCUGUGGCACGCGUAAACAUUCCGAUGUGUUUCCAAAAAUCUGCGGGAAGCAAAACGUUACAAUAAGAGCUAGGGUAGUGGGAGGCAAGGAAGCUCAGAUAGGCGAGUUUCCGUGGUUAGCAAGAUUAAUACACAAGAGAGAUUUUAAAAAGGCUGGAUGUGCAGGAUUUCUAAUAACAUCCAAAUAUGUAGUAACCGCAGCUCAUUGCUUGACGUCAGAUUUGAUCGAAAACCUUGGACCAGUAUUUGAAGUUCAGUUAGGCGAACACAAUACUAAAACAAAAAUUGACUGCGACUCACACAAUAAGACUUGUGCACCGAAACCGCAAGUAAUUAGAGUAAAGGACGUAAUAUCGCACCCCAAGUACGAUGAAAACUCCAGACAACAUUACCAUGACAUUGGCUUGAUUCAGCUGAAAAAAGCUGCAAAAUUUACUUCCCAUGUCGCGCCUAUUUGCCUACUCGAGCAAUUAGAUCUUGUACCGUUCGAGUACUGGCUAAGUGGCUGGGGUCUCACUAAUCAUUCUGAUUCCAAUUCUCACAGUAAUAUUAAAAUGAAAGUAUCGGUUCCACCUGUUCCUCAUCUAAACUGUUCGCUGAAGUACCAAAGUGUGGAUAUGCAUCUGAACAAUAAGCAGUUUUGUGCGGGCGGGCAGAAAGGCAAAGACAGUUGUUCUGGAGAUUCUGGAGGACCGUUAAUGUUGGUCAAAAACAGAAAUCAGUGGUUUGCUGCCGGGGUUGUGAGUUAUGGGAUGGGCUGUGGCAAAAAGGACUGGCCGGGAGUUUACACCAACAUCACCAGUUACACCAAGUGGAUUAGAAAAACAAUUCUAACGAAUGGAGAAAAAAAGAAAAAGUCCAAUGCCAAGCACUGACCAAAGUAUUUUCUAAUUUUUAAUAUUUUCAAAGUUGAAUAAAGAAUGUGAAAAGCCUC